AUGGAGCCCCCCUCGGGUGACGGCAGGGACCCCUCGGAGAGCGCUCGCCUGGUGGGCAGCCGCAGUAGCAGCAGCUCCAGCAGCGUCCGCCUCAAGAGGUAAGGGGGUCCCCACGCCUCCCCACUCGCAGAAGCCCCUUCCUCUCCUCCACCGGGAUCCUCCGGAGACUCCUCCAGGCGCUCCCCUGACCCACUUGAAGACCCCGCUGAGAUGGCCCCUGGCUGCCUUUUUCCGCACAAGCGGCCUGAGGUUUUAAAUCUUACACGCUCCUGCCGAGCAAAGUGACGUUUGGUCGCCCGCACUCCCCGGACAGCCAGGGACCCCCGUCGCCUCUUGCCCCCGCCCUGCCCAGUCCCCCGGCCCCCACCCGGCAGGUUCCCCGCCUUGCCUCCCCCCAGCACCCCCCCUGCUCGGGAAUCCCCGCAUUUUCUGGGGAACUUCGUGUAUUCGUUGCGAGGGGGUCGGCCAGAGGGGGUCCCCUUGUGCCGCUCCGCCAUCUCCUCCUUCCGGGGCAUCCUUGGAUUCCUGCCCCCGCCCCCGGGACGGCUCAUGGGGAAUUCCACGGCAGUGGGACGUGAGCGGCGGGAGGGGGAGGCGCAAAAGGGGGGGGGAGAAGCGGGAAUCGUGGAGGUGGGGGCGUCUCCUUCCCAGUUCCUUGCGGGGCAUCUUUCACUUCUGCCUUAGCUCUGCUGCCGGUGUCGAGCGUUUCAGUUCUUACUGGGGGGGGGAAGGCGGGGGUCCCUCUCGCCCGAGGUGGGCGCUCCCUGCUCCCGGAGAGCCCCCAGGAGCCUUUCCUUGCGGCGACUGCAUUGACACCCCUCCCUCACCCGUCACGUCUGGGCUGCUGCACCAAAGGCAGGGAGUCUCUCAAUAGAGUUAGCAGCCGGAGAACCCCACUCUGCCCCAACCCAAGACCCACGUCGGGGUCGCCUUGCCUGCGCAACCUGCUGGAAACCUCGCAGCUCCAGGGCCCGCUCGGGGGGCAGCCAGUCAGCGAAGCCCCACUGCCCGAGGGGGAGAACCAGGCUCUCCAAGCAUCGCUGAGGAGGCCCGUCGGCCUUUCGCCUGUCCGGGAGGGCGCCUCAUGGACGGGCCGGCGGUCAGCCGCUAGUGAUGGCGUUGCAUCUUGGGGGGAGCAGGGCAGCUGUGGCUGGAAAGAGCCCCCCGAGGAGAGGGUGGGGGAUGCCUGGCCCUCGCUGCCAGCCCACGAGGCGCUUCCUGUGCCGUCGAGCCUGCCUCCUUGGCACGCGCCAGCUUGUUUUCUGUGCCCCCAUCUGCCUCCAGAAGGCUCUGCCGGGUGCCAGGGAGGGACAGCUGAGCGGUGGGCUGGCGAAAUCUGCGCUGGGGGAGCGUGGCUGCCUCGUUUUCCGGGGCUUGCGUUUGAGGAGAUGGGGGGGCGCACACAUGGAGGGCAGGCUCCCCAUCCCUGUGCAGACAGCCCCUAACCCAGCUUCCCCCCCCGUCCUCCAGAGCAGCCUGGCCAAGGAAAGGCGCCUUGAAGGUCACCGAGGUCAACGGCAAGGACAGGUGCCUGGAGUCUGAGAUGCUGCGGGGGGGGGGGGGGAGGCCGCCUCCCCUGGAAUCCAGCCCAGCCUGUCUGGAGCCCUGGAAGCGUUGCGGCAACGGGGGAGCAACCCCUGACGAAUGCCUGCCUGUCACGGUUUCAGCCAACACGCUGGGAGCUGCUAUUUUGUGUGGGAAUGUUGACGUUCUGCCCUGCGAGGUUGGCUGCCUGUGGGAAGGGCUGGGGCGCAGGACUCACCUUGCACUGGGGCUGCCAUGGGGCUGCAUGGGGAGGAACAGUUCGAGAGGGGAACUGCCCUGCUUCCAAGACUGCCGGCCUCCCAUCAGGUGCUAGACUGCUACUCCUCAGAUCUCUGGCCUCACGUUCUCCUUCUCCAUCCUGAGAGGAAGCCUCUAGGGUGGAUCUCUCAGCCUCUGAGAUGCAAGAGGGAGCCGGCCUCAUUGCUUCUCCUUAGUUAAAAUGAGAGUUUUUCCUGACAAGUUAGUAUUUCCCACCAUAAAUCGAGAGUUCUUGUAUCCCUAAACUCAUUUCCUCAGUGUGAGUAAAUCCAGGGGAAAGUGUGAAAUAUCCUCCAACGGGGAAACUGAGUAAGAGGAAGUCGUGGGAUGGGGAGACAUAGCUGAACAGGACGGAGGCGGAUGGGGUACAAGUAAAACAUUUCUACCUUCUCUCCUCUCCCUCCCUGAUCUCUCUGGGUAUCCCGAGCCUUUCUGUCUUUUGUGGGCGGAUGGAGCCAAUGCCUGGAGCGCGCAGGGGAUGAAUUCUAUUGUUAAAGAUGAAAUAACCACACAAAGAGAAGAACAAGCCCUGCUGAGGCUGUCAGCAGGGCUUCCGCAAGGACAAGCCCGAUCUCACCAACGUAUUGGUUGAGAGUGACAAGAAGCUGAUAGAGGUGAUCCAGUUGACAAAGUGCACGUGGGAUCUCAACACUAUACCUGGCCCAUGACUCCUGAGUAAGCUCAGCAGUCAGGGAAUAAGAGGAUAUUCCUCGUGUAGAUCAGGAAUGGAUUCAAUAGCAGGAAGCAGAGAGCAGGAACAAUGGAGGGAUGGAGAAAGUGGAGUCCUCCCACCCACCCCCGGAUCCUAUUGGGACCUGUGCAUGUUCCCUUCGCUGAGGAUACCAAAUUACCAAAACCAAAAGAGAUUGUGAAGAGCUCUAAAAGGAUUUCUCCCAACAAAGCGAGUGGGCGUUAAAAUGUCAAAUGCAUUUCAGUGGAAACAAGUGUAAAAUGAUGUAUGUCAGGACAAAAUAAGUGAUGAUGAUUUCACACACACACACACACACACACACACAGGAGGUGAGGAGAUUUUGGGGUCCUAGGAGAGCUCCCAUGGACUGCAAGAAGAUCCAACCUCUCCAUUCUGAAGGAAACCAGCCCUGAGUGCUCACUGGAAGGACAGAUCCUGAAGCUGAGGCUCCAAGACUUUGGCCACCUCAUGAGAAGAGAAGACUCCCUGGAAAAGAUCCUGAUGUUGGGAAAGAUGGAGGGCGCAAGGAGAAGGGGACGACGGAGGACGAGAUGGUUGGAUAGUGUCUUUGAAGCUACCAGCAUGAGUUUGACCAAACUGCGGGAGGCAGUGGAAGACAGGAGGGCCUGGCGUGCUCUGGUCCAGGGGGUCACGAAGAGUCGGACAAGACUAAACGACUAAAGAACAAUACAGAGAGCUCAGUGAAGAUGCCAGUCCAAGGGGCUGAAAAAGGCAAGUGGGAAGACUGGGGUCCUGCUCUGGCUGCCUCCCCUCAAAAAGAAUAUUGCAGAGUUGGAAAAGGCUCAGAAGAGGGCAGCCCCAAUUAUCCAGGGUCUGGAGCGAGGAGAAGUUGCGGGUUGGACUGGGAGGCAGCGGUGCUUCUGAAUACCCGCUGCUGCUUCACCAGGACGGGGAGCGCUGCUUUGGGGCCCGGGGCCCGCUUGCGGGUUUCCCAUCCUCCCUUUCUUACCUGGGGGGCCACUGUGAGAAGAGGGUACUGGGGUUCAUGGGCCGUUGGUCUGAUCCAGGCUCUUUUUAUGUCCCCCCCCCCCAAUUUCUGGCCUUCGGAGGUCGUGCUUCUGUGCCCUAGGCUUCCUUUGGUCUGCCUGCGCCUCCUUCGCUUUUCCUGGCUGGGGGCACCCCCAACUUCGAGUGGGAUGGGGGGCACCGCUCUCUCGCUCCCCGUCGCUUUUUCCUCUCGAGGCCUCGACGGGAUCCCCGCCCUUUUCCCUUCCUGUUCCCCCCGCAGCCUCGAGGGCUCCGCCACGGACUCUUUGCUCCAGCGCGGUUUCCUCCCUCCAAGACCGGCUGCGAUGUCCUGGUGGUUGCCCCGGAAGAGCAGCGGGGCGGCCCCGGCAAUGACUCCAGCCUCGGCUCUGGAGCGCCUGUCUCAGUCCAGGGUCGCCGUCGAGUCGGUCUGAAUUCAGCAAGAGGGCCUCUGAGCCACAGAAAGGAAAACAGGCGCAUUCACACAAACUGAAACACGGACACGCAUGUUCUUGACGGGGGUCUCUUGCUCCAGCUUGUGCGUAUAGACAAGAAGGAAAAGCCCCCCCCCCCCCUGUCUGGACUGCAUGAGCUACGCUCCCUGGAUCGGGGCCCUGCUCAGACGAGGCGCAGCGCCCCUCGACGGCUCCUUUCUCUCUACCGCCUGCGGGAGCCAGUCUUUGCGGGGGGAGGCGGGAGAAGGAGAAAGGAUUUUGCGGGGGCAAGUGAUGGAGAGAAGAGCAGCAGCAGCCGUCCGUGGGUGGGAGGGGGCGGAGGGGACCACGUGGUACUGCUCUGCAGGAGGGGGGGAGCCGCUUGGGAGGCUCCCAGGCGUGAGAUAAUCGAGGAGAGAAAGGCCUGCAAAUACGGGGGGGGGGGGACGGGGGACGGACACGAAUGGAGGAUAAUUCUUCCUGAGUUUUUCACGGCAGCCUUUCCAUACCCACCAACUUAGGGACAUCUAAUCAUCAUCAUCAUCAUCAUCAUCAUCCCUGCCCAUCUGAGUGGGUUGCCCCAGCCAUUCUGGGUGGAUUCCAACAUAUGUAAAAACAUAAUAAAACAUUAAAAAAAACUUUAUAGUUACUUCUCUCCUUGGUUUGGGGCAGCAGAACUCCAUAUCCUCCAACAUUUAUUUGAGGAAAAUAGGGAUGUCCUAAGGAAAAGUAAGACAUUCCAGAAUCAAACCAGAAACCAGGACAGCUUGUGUAAAUCUAGGACUGUUCCUGGGAAAUCGAGACGAGCAAAGGGAACUCCCUUGGUGCAGCAGACAGAAAGUCAUCAGGUGCAGUGGGAGAAAUGGACGCUGUCCCAGUCACGUUUGUGUCUGGCGUGCGCACCCACCCACUGAACUGAAAGCCCCCUGCCUGAACCCCACUGGGGGGCCCUUGAGAUAUUUCAAAGGACGACUCAAGUGCAGGUUUCCAUGCCAUCCAGAAGAGGGGGAGAUUCUCCGCCAGCCGGCCAUGGCUUCUCUACACCGAGACCUGUUGCUAACAGCUCAGCAUUUCUGACCUUCCUCUUUUUAGUCUCCUUAUUUGGAGAAAAGCAGGUUUUCAUAAGGAUAUGGCCCAGCCGAUUCUCUCCCAUUCCAGGAUUCUGCCCUCUGGCUUGCCUCCUUCCUGCCAGCCCAGCACCCGCGAGCUCGGCUCCUGGGCCCAGCUGCCUCCUCAAUGGGUCCUUCUGGCAGCAAGGCAGCCACCGUGGCCAAACUGUCCAGGGGCAUCACAGUUCUCCAGUUCCUGCCAGGCGGAAGAUGAUUAAAUCUCCCCGCAGCCCCAGGAGACGAGCCGCAGUCACGGAGCCAGCUUGGCUAUUAAUUCCCUCCCCAGCGAGACUCUUGGGAGCACUUGACAGGCAUCUUUCUGAUCAGGCCAGGCGCUGACAAAAGACCUCGCCUUGCUCCAAGGGGGUGUGAGGGGCAUGACAGGGGCAGCCAAACCCAGAAGAGGAGCAUUUUUCUGCAAGAAAGCGCCCUUCAUUCAGGGCUUGGUAUUGACCUGUGUGGCUUCCCUGUGCAGCCUGGAAUGUGCCCACUGCCCAGGGUGGAUUAAAACAGAGACCUUGACAGAUCAAGAUGCAUUUGCUCCCUUAGGAAAGUCAGGAGACCAGCACUGGCAUUUGGGUGUCUUUUUUACAUCCCUUUCCUAAUGACUCUGCAUUGCAAUGUAGGAAUCACAGCUAGAGAGUUUCAGGCAGAUGGCCCGUCAAGGAAGGAGAGUCCGCCACUUUCUGAUAUCAUUGUUGUUGUUGUUUAGUCGUUUAGUCGUGUCUGACUCUUUGUGACCCCCCCCCCCCCCGGACCAGAGCACGCCAGGCCCUCCUGUCUUCCACUGCCUCCCGCAGUUUGGCCAAACUCAUGUUCGUAGCUUGGAGAACACUGUCCCACCAUCUCGUCCUCCGUCGUCCCCUUCUCCUUGUGCCCUCCAUCUUUCCCAACAUCAGGGUCUUUUCCAGGGAGUCUUCUCUUCUCAUGAGGUGGCCAAAGUCUUGGAGCCUCAGCUCCACGAUCUGUCCUUCCAGUGAGCACUCAGGGCUGAUUUCCUUAAGAAUGGAUAGGUUUGAUCUUCUUGCAGUCCAUGGGACUCUCAAGAGUCUCCUCCAGCACCAGAAUUCAAAAGCAUCAAUUCUUCGGCGAUCAGCCUUCUUUAUGGUCCAGCUCUCACUUCCUUACAUCACGACAGGGAAAACCAGAGCUUUAUCAUAGGAUAUCAUAGGAUUAUAGAAUUGUAUAGUUUGACCGGUCAUCUAGUCCAAUCAGUUGCAAUGCAAGAAUCGCAGCAAAAGACUCCCUGACCGGCAGCCAAGAAGGGAGAGUCCACUGCCUUCCAAGCCUUGGUCAAACAGCCCUGACCGUUAAAAAGUUCUUCCCACUGUUCAGUUGGAAAUGGCUUUAUUGAAAUUGGAAUCCCUUGACAUGGGUUGUCCCUUCCAGAGCAGGAGAAAACAAACUCGCUCCAUCUUCAGAUAUUUGAAGAUGGCUCUUUCCCUGGCUAAACAUAUCCAACUCUACACUGCUAUUCAUCUUUAUCCUGAAUCUGCAAAAUUACUUCUAACUCCUUCACUUUAGUUUGUGGGUAGACACCCAGUCUGUGAUUUGUUCUAGUUCGUGUCGGGUGUUUGUUCCCAUUUGUUUCAUAUUUUAUUGGGUUGUAUGCUUUACAUAAAAAUGAAAGAUGUUAAAUGGGGGGGGGGAGUGCCUCUACAAGACAGCCGUGGGUGGCAUGAGGAAGGAGGGGGCUAAUUCUCUGCGUGUGUAUUUUGUGGGGGUUGAGCAGGACUGAGGGGCUGCCCCUCCCUCAUGUUCCGGCCUUCUCUCAGUCUGUUUGCAGGCACCCAGGAUGCCUUCCCCAGCCUCCCCCUGGAGAACGGGCAUGCGGAAGUGCCCGGGGGCCUGGAGAUGGAGCGCCGCCUGGCCCCCCACUGCCACCAGGGGCCCUGCUCCCCCAGCCAGAGCCAGCUGAAGCUCCAGGCCCAGAGGAAGCUCAGCAUCGCCUGCGGGGUCUGCUUCCUCUUCAUGAUCGGAGAGGUCAUAGGUCAGUGGGGCUGGGAAGCGGUUCUGGGAGGGAGGUUCAUGGACCACCAAGCCAGUGGCAGGCACCUCCACUGACCCGAGAGAGGCUCAGAGAUACAGAAAAGCUCUCUGGGAUGCCAUGGGGGUUCUCUUCCUUCUUCAAGGAACAAGGACGACACACUUGUUGGGUGGGAGCGCAGAUGGCCACCUGCUUCUCUCCUUCCAGGUGGACGGGGUCACCUGACAUCCAGGGAGCCUCCUCUGGGAUAUUAUUGCAGUCAAGCCAACAAGUCAUGUUUUGCCAGAUGGGGACAUGAAGGGGAUGAGGCUCACAGAGCUUUCCCCAUAAAAUUUGCUAGAGAGAACUCUGUGAGAUCACUUCCUUGUCUGUCUUGACAUGCUUCUUUCCUGCCUGGGAAGCCCUCUCUUUCUUCAAGCUUACCACACACGCAUCAUUUUUGAAUUUACAUUUUAUACUUUUGUAACUUAGAUAGUAGUUAUAAACCUGCCUUCAUUUUGCUACUGUAAUGGCUGCCUCAAAACUUAGAUUAUGUAAGUAAAUACUACUUUUACUUCUUCACAAAACAAUGUUGGUGUGAUUGUUGUUUUUCAGGGGGUAAGACCAGGAAAAUCCAGCCUGUCUUAAAGCAUCCUGGAUUAUUGUUUCUAGAAGGUUAAAUCAAAUAUGCCUUCACUUCCAUGUUUAAAGCUGCAAAGGGUGGUACUCUGCUGAGCAAAGGGUACUCAUGUGAGCAAAGAAGAAAAAUAACUAACUAUAUAUAUAUAUAUAUAUAUAUAUAUAUAUAUAUAUACCCUCUCCUAGUGCCUGAAUCCAUUCCUACACUUUGUGGCUGAGAGAGGAUGUUUCAAUUUUCAUUUGAUUCACAUUUAUUUUAUCUGUUUUGCAGUUCUUUGCUGACUUUCCGGGGUCUCUUUCAAGGUGUUCAUUAAGAUAAUGAGCAGGAAUCAGUUGACAGCAAAGCGAUUGACACAGCAAAAAACCCUCAAAGGGCAGAGGAGAUAAAUCAUGGCAGCAGCACUAGACUCAGCUCAUCCUUACAAAGACCCAGGAAGUCUGCCUGAAAGGGGAUGAGAGGGUAUCCUGGUUAGAGCCAGGGCCUCCCGCCCCCCAGUCCUUCACCCCUCCCUCCACAACACAGCUCUGCUUGCCUUUCAGGAGGGUACUUGGCUCACAGCCUGGCCAUCAUGACAGACGCAGCUCACCUGCUGACAGACAUGGGCAGCAUGGGCGUCAGCCUCUUCUCUCUCUGGGUCUCCACGCGCCCGGCCACCAAGAUCAUGAGCUUCGGCUGGCACCGCUCAGGUACCUCCAGAUCCUCCACUAGGUUCCCACCCUGCCAGUCCCACAAGGGCAUAGGGGGGGGCUUUCCCAAGGGGCAGCCGAGGGUCACUGCUGCUGCUUCUGCCUCACCCGCUUCUCCCACUGCCCCUUCGCCACCACAGUCUUCAGCCCAAGAGGCCACCUGGUGGCUCUCAGCAACUGCACUGCGUCCCAGAAAAAGCAGGAAAGCCUUCAUCAGGCAGAGUGGAAAGGAAGCCUUUGGAGGGCCUGCCAAGUCGCCUGGCCUCUGGGUGCUCCAUUUGGGGUGCGGCGGCAGCAGCAGCAGCAGCAGCAGCAGCAGCGAGAUGCUUCUCCCAUUACAGUUCAAAGGCUGCUGGGGGGGGGGUGACUCCCUCCCUCCGUCCUUUCCUGCUUGCUUCCCUCUGAAGUGGUGGCAGAAUAGAGCCAGGCAGCCAAGGAGCCAGAGAGGCUCACAAAUUGUUCCCUGAAAAAGGCAGAAGGCAAAUGGAUGGAGGGAAGACUGAUGGAGGAUGAAAGAGAAGAAGAAAUGGAUUCAAAUGGCCUCCUCAGCACUUGAAAGAGAUCAAAGGGCUUUUUUGAUGGCUUGUCCCCACAAAGUGAAAGACCCCCAGACUCUCCAAGGGGCCUUCCCUGCUGCCAGGGCUUGACUCGGCUGCCCCAUAGCCUUUCUGCGCCUCUUCUCUGAUCCUGCUUGGGGGGGUCCAUUUCCCCUCCUGCCCCCCACCCAUCUUCUUCCUCACUGCUGCCCAUUUUGUGGGGAGCUGAAAGAACUCCCUGCAGGAGUCAAUCGUGUCCUAUUCCAGCUGCAGGGAACCCUCCAGGCGUUACCAAACUGCAAAUCCCACCCACCUCUGGCUACCAGCCCUGCUUGCUGGGGCUGAUGGGAGUUGUAGUUCAGGAACACCUGUUGGGCCAAACGUUCCCCACCCUGCUCUUUAUUCGACAGACCUUGGAGCGGUGUUUCAGCUUCCCGCCAACCUCGUGAGGUAGGCUAGGGUGAGAAUGCGAGGUGGGCUAAGUCAUGAACCUAAGUCUUCUCGGGACAGGGCAAAGGACUCCUUCUGUGAACUGGCCUUGGGGACAAGCAGGCAGGUCCGAGAGACCCAGGAACAUCUUCCAACCUGCUGAUCUGGGUUCGGGUUCCAGGCAGCCUCAGGGAAAAGGCCCAGAGCUGGCCUUGGUGCUCCCCAACUUGGAGGGAGGGCACAGGGCUAUUUUGGCAAGGCACCCCUGACUGGCAUCUCCCUCUCUCCCCCCCAGAGACGCUGGGUGCCUUGGCCUCGGUCCUCUCCAUCUGGAUCGUCACGGGAGUGCUGGUUUACCUGGCCUCGGCCCGCAUCAUCAGCAACGACUACGAGAUCGAAGCCUCCGCCAUGCUGGGCACCUCGGCCUGUGCUGUGGGCGUGAACAUCAUGUGAGGCCUGGCGCGGGGCAUUGAGGGAGGCGGAGGGCGGAUUCUCAGGCACAACACACUCCCAUUGUCAGGGGCUGCCUCUGGUCAGUUCAUUUAAUUAUAGCCCAAGCCCACACCAUGCAGGAAUCACAGCUAAGGAAUCCCUGCCAGGUAGCCAGCCAACCGCUGCUCAAAAACCUCCAUAGUAUCACAGAAUGGUAGAGUUGGAAGGGACCCCAGGGGUCAUCUAGUCCAACCCCCUGCAGGGCAGGAAUCUCUGCUAAAGCAACCCUGACAGAUGGCCUCCAGCCUCUGCUUAGAAACCUCCAAGGAAGGAGAGUCCACCAUCUCAUGAGGGAGACCGAUCCACUGCGGAACAGCUCUUACUGUCAGAAAGUUCUUCCUGAUGUUGAGUCGGAAUCUCCAUUCUUGUCACUUGAAGCCAUGGGUUCGAGUCCUCCCCUCCAGAGCAGAGGGGAACACGCUCGCUCCAUCGUCCACAUGGCAGUCCUUAAGAUCUUUGCAGAAGGAAGCAUACUGCCCACAAGCAGGGCCCAAGAGCUGAGGUGAAUGGCAGACCCUCCAACAUUUCUCUGAUGAAAAUAAGGACGUCCCAUUCCAUAAUGAUCAUUUUAGUAUUUGUACGCCACACAUCGUACUGGGUGGCCCCAGCCACUCUGGGCAGCUUCCAACAUAUAUAAAAUCAUAAUAGAACAUUAACCAUUAAAAACACCUUUCCCUAUACAGGACUGGCUUCAGACGGCUUGGGGGUUGGAUAACUCCAUAAGCCCCAACAUUUCUCCAGCGGAAAUAGGGACAUCCUAAGGAAAAGUGUAUAGGGACGCGGGUGGCGCUGUGGGUAAAACCCUCAGCGCCUAGGCCUUGCCGAUCGAAAGGUCGGCGGUUUGAACCCCCGCGGCGGGGUGUGCUCCCGUUGCUCGGUCCCAGCGCCUGCCAACCUAGCAGUUCGAAAGCACCCCCGGGUGCAAGUAGAUAAAUAGGGACCACUUACUGGCGGGAAGGUAAACGGUGUUUCCGUGUGCUGCGUCACGCUGGCCACGUGACCCGGAAGUAUCUCCGGACAGCACUGGCCCCCGGCCGCUUGAGUGAGAUGGGCGCACAACCCUAGAGUCUGUCAAGACUGGCCCGUACGGGCAGGGGUACCUUUACCUUUACCUUUAAGGAAAAGUGAGACAUUCCAGGAUCAAAUCAGAAACCAGGACGGCUUCUCUAAAUCAGGGAUGUCCCUGGAAAACACUUGGAGGGUCUGGGAGAGGACCCCAAUGGUUGCCUUGCCCUGGGAGGGGAAGGGUGUGGCCCCCACCCCAAAGCCUUGGCUCAUAGCUCUUGCCACCCCUCUCCGCAGCAUGGCCUACCUUCUGCACCAGUCGGGCUCCCCCCACAGCCACGGGGUGAGCACGGGGGGCUACGAGCGGAUUGGGGAGAGCCCCGGCGGUGCGCCUGCGGUGCCCACCCACAGCAACACCAGCGUCCGGGCCGCCUUUGUGCACGUGGUGGGGGAUCUGCUCCAGAGCAUUGGGGUCUUCGUGGCUGCAACCGUCAUCUACUUCAAGGUAGGGGGACCAGGCAUCCUGCUCUGGAUAGGGACCCAGAGCCUUCCUCCUUGAAGCACUGUCUUGUUCCCAUGGAACCAUAGAAUGGCAGAGUUGGAAGGAACCCCCAAGAGUCAUCUAGGAAUCACAGCUAAAGAGAUUUUCCCUUUUUUGCAUUGACCAGCACCCAUUGCAAUUAAGAGGGACAGUGCAUCAAAUACAAACAAUGCAGUAGAUCAGUUUAAAUUGCCAAAUUAAAAAAGCAGCACAAAUUUAGAAUCAGAGCACCAUGGGCGUUCUUAUUUAAAUAUUUCCUGGUCCUGGCAAACAGUGGUGGAGCCAGCCCUCAACGUUCACCCUGCCAACUCCCCAGGAGGCCUGUCUGCGGCCCAAGAGGUCCUCUUCCCCUGAAUGUCCAGGCAAACCAGCUUCCCUGCAGCUUCCACUCCGACCGGAUCCAGUUCCCCCUGCUGGAACCACAGAGAGUGAGGCAGCUGUAUCUCUGACGCCAGAGAUCUUGGAAGGCUACACCCCCCCCCCUUAUUAGACUUAAUUAAUUAACAAAAUGUACAUACCAAAGCAACAAUCGGGUUGGAUCCAAAGUAGCGCUGAGGAGUGUGUCACAUCCAUGCAAGGAUUUCUGCCUGGGGAAUGGGGCUGCCCCCUAAAUCUGUCCUAGGGGUCCUCUGUCCUCUGUGUCAGUGCAGGGAUCUUGUCUAUGUCUAUCCCUGCCUCUCCUCCUCCUCCUCUGCUUUGCAGCCCCAGUACAAGAUUGCAGACCCCAUCAGCACUUUCCUCUUCUCGGUCUUUGUGGUGGGCUCCACUGUGACCAUCCUCCGCGACGUCUUCCGGGUGCUCAUGGAAGGUGAGUUCCAACCCCGACCCUCUCGGGUCAAACGAGGCCGCCUCAUUAACCAGCUAAGGGAAAUCUGAGGAAUAAAAUCCUGGUGCAAUUCCAGCCGGACCUCCUUGUCCCUUCCCUGCCCCAGGCCUGGGGAUGCUCAGGGCACUGGCUGCAAAGCCAACAUCAAAGGGUGCCCAAGACCAUCCAAAAGCCAGCAGGGAAGCAGGAGGAGCAGGAAGGGGCAGGGGAAAGGCAGAGGGGAAGAGGCAGGGGCCAAGUCCCUCUGCAAGUGACUGGCUCAGCUUUAGCACAAGGCACCUUUAGACUCCAGGCCUAAAGACAAAUCGCCCAGGGAGCUCAUGGCUGUUUUAAGGCUGCACCGGGUGUUGAAAUUUUGCACUCCCUUACCAUUUUUUGCCCAGGGCAACUGCCCCGGUGACCCCGCACCCCGCUACACCACUCAAGGACCAUCUCCAGCAGGAGGUGCCCCUCCCUUGCUCUGCUCCAGGUAUGCCAGUCAGGGAGCCGGCACCACAUCUGCUCCUCCAAGGGGGGGGAGCUGGGGGUUUGGAGGGACCCCAGCCAAGUCUGUUACCACCCUGCCUCCCUCUCUUCCAGGGUCUCCGCGGGGCGUGGAGUUCAAAGCCGUGAAGGAAGUGCUGCUGUCCGUCAAGGGCGUGAAGGGGGCUCACAACCUCCACCUCUGGGCCUUGACCCUCAGCCAUCACGUGGUGGCUGUGCACCUGGCAAUUGGUGAGCACCCCACCCUGCCUCUGAGUGCCCGGGACCCCCUGAGGAAAUCCUGAGAGGGCAAAGGCCCCAGGCGAUGGGGGUGGGGACUGUACCACCUCCGACUGCAGGCAGGGGGACCACAUUUCGGGAUGCUACCCUGAGUUUAAAACGCCUCAAAAGCAAAACACAUCUAUCCAGGACAAAAAUCAAUUGGUAUAGCUGGGAAUGUUAUCUAUUCAUUUAAAGGCAUUUCAUAAGCCACUUAAUAUUUUAAAAACUCAAAGUGGUGCACCACUUAAAAGUUUCAUUAAAAGAAAAAUGCAACAUGGAACCAGUAAAACAGCAGCAUAAAAUCAGGAAUCUGGGGAACCGACAAAUAAAUAAAUAACAGGGCCCAAUCUUAUGGAUCAGGAAAGGCCUGGGGGGAAAGGAUGUCUUUAGAAGACCUUUACAGCAAAGGGCAUCCCAUAAUACAGGAGCAAUGGGGGGAAAUGCCUGUUUUCAGGUCACCCCCCCAUGAUGUUCUGUAGGGUGUGAUAGGAGUACAGUUUUCCCCAGAAGAUGGAAGUGAGCUUAACAGGUCUAUAAAGGGGCAGCUGGCCUUUCGGGCGACAGAGUUGCUUUAAAAGUGAGCAAUACUAACAAUACUCCCCCCCCCCGGCUCCUGCCCCUCCCUUUAGAGAGGAUCAGACCCAUCCAAGGAGGAGAGGGCUAGCAAUGGCUGCAGCCACAAUGGCUAUGCUGUCUCCGCAGUUGGACACCAGGGCUGGAAACUGUAGGAGUUGCUCUUGUGCUCAGAUCCUGUUUGCUGGUUUCCCCUGAUGGGCAUCUAGUUGGCCACUGUGGGAACAGGAGGCUGGGCCACUGGCCUGAUCCAGCAAGCUCUUCUUUCGUUCUUAUGGAGCCUCCAGGUGCAGAGGCAGUCUAUCUCGAAUCCCAGGUUCAUAGAGGCAUUGGCCGCUGUGAGAACAGGAUGCUGGGCUAGAUGAUCCUGCAAACUCCAAGCCUCUCCUUGGGUGUGCAGGGAGGGCAGAGGCUGGUGCAGCCUUUGCCCAGCUGACCCCUUUCUGGGUCUCUCCCCCUUGCAGACUCUGGGGCCGACAUGGAGGCGGUGCUGCAAGAGGCCACAGCCGUCCUGCAGAGCAAGUUUGGCUUCGUCUCCUGCACCAUCCAGGUGGAGCGCUACCUGGACGACAUGGCCAGCUGCCGCCAGUGCCAGGACCCACAGGACUGA
Podarcis lilfordi (Lilford's wall lizard) is the source of this 14072-nucleotide messenger RNA. Lineage: Eukaryota; Metazoa; Chordata; Lepidosauria; Squamata; Lacertidae. The record is from the annotation of a GenBank genome assembly.